AUGCUCUGGUCGUUUGGUUCAGCGUCGACUAUUCUUUAACAAUUUUACACAAUACUACCGAGCAAUGAAUUCAAUACAUGUAAUUCCAURUUCACGAAGCCGAACUACGAACAUCCAAGAUCGAAGUACAGAUUUCACAUUAACUAUAUUUGAAGAAGAUUUCAUUCGUAUUCAAAAUCUAGUUAGCAAGAUACCGAAUGCGGAAACUGGAGGAAACCUUUUUGGCUUGUGGACRAAUCAAGGCAAUGCCGUCGUUCGUGUUGCUACAGGACCUGGUAAGAACUGUAAACGAAGYUGYGCAUCKUUCUACCAAGACAUACCGUACAUGAAGCGAGUCGGUAAUUUGGUCACUAAGGAGUAUGGAUUGUGCCACAUAGGCGAGUGGCACUCUCAUCACCAAAUGGAACUCUWUGAGCCAARCUYUGGGGAYUGUAAUACUGUACAACGAAACUAUCCAACAGGAUCUCAAGGAUUUAUUCUCGUGAUUGCAAAUAUCCUUCGCGGCAAUAGCAGAGUAAAGCUUUCACCUUACAAAUUUACCGACGAGCGGUCUUCUUAUAAAAGGGGAGACAUCGAAGUUUUAAGAGCAGAAAAUCCAUUCAUGAAGGUUACACAGAUAAUUAGCGCUAUCGAGAGUGGUAAAGAGGAGAGGAUAUCAUUGCAAGAAUCGUCAGGAAUAGUUGCAAAUGAAUAUACAUGUCUUCCUGAUGAAAAACAGAAUUACAAAGACAAACAUUUAAAACAAAAUUAUCCUUCUUCUAGUCCUUCCAAUACUCAAUCGCUCUUGCCAAACAAAAUGUUAGUCAGAUCAUCACCACAUGAAACACAAAUAAACCAUCACAUGAAGAAGGUUACAGACCAAGUGGAUAUAAAAGGUUUCGCGAAAUAUCCUCCUCCUCCUGCACAUCCAAAGAACUCGUCCAAGAGGUCCCCACAGAAAACUAGUGGGAUUUCUGGUCCAUCACCAUCACAAAGUAUUUUGCCAUUCAGAACAGAAAAGCUACAGCAAACUACCCCUCGCGUAACAGCGCCAAAGAGUCACAUUGCUAGUGCUUCAGUGUCAGGAGAACGAAAGCAAAGUUAUCCUGCAUUACAUUCAACAGCAAAUUCACAAGAAAGAUCCCAGGUACAAACUGAUCAUGAAGACAUAUCGCGUUAUAACCGCACAACUCAAUGGUACGAAAUACAACCAGAAACCUUAAGAAAAACCUUGGAUUUUGUGAGAUCCUUGGCUGAUGACCAGAACACAGUUAACAUAUCGAGGUAUAAGUCAACAUUGGACACGACCAUGACAUUUACACAUCAUAAUUAUGAAUGGUCAAUAUACUUUCCCGCUGACUUUCCAUGUGGAUCUGUGAAGCUAAACAAGAAGUGUGGGUCUUUUUAUGACACUUAUCAAGUAGAAGGGAGAGGGAACAUUGAUAGAUUCAAGACCGAGUUGAAAUUUAUAUUGCAAGGCCAGUGUGCGCGAUGUAAGAAUUAUAAUACCAGGUACAAUCAUAGYAACAGAUACUACUAAAAUAGUAGCGUUAAAAGAUUGUAGCGAACUGAGAAGCAAAACAGACAUUUUUGGCUUACUACUUAGGACUCUAUCAUUUUUUACACUUACAAAUACCACUUUCAUCUCAACAAACAAUAUUAAUACAUCUAAUCGUGUAAAGCUUAAAAGAUUAGGGUCGCAUACCACCUACUUUACUUCGUACAAGGGCUAGUAAGCGAAAACGCCUUAAGAAGCACCAGUAAUUAAGCAGUCUAAGUUAUAAGGAAGGACUGUUUUUUUUUUGUUUGUUUGUUUUUUGUUUUUUUUGCUUUUUAUUGUAUUGCAGUUACGAAUAUCUUUUUAAUCAUAUGCUUGCCAUGUAAAUAUAGUGUAGUAUAAUGGA
This is a messenger RNA of Actinia tenebrosa (Australian red waratah sea anemone), 1883 nucleotides long. RefSeq lists its product as uncharacterized. The record is from RefSeq and is a predicted model, not a curated record. Lineage: Eukaryota; Metazoa; Cnidaria; Anthozoa; Actiniaria; Actiniidae.